AUGAAAACCUUUAUCCUCUUUACCCUCAGCCUCGUCCUCUCCGUUCUCUCUCAGAGCAUUCAGAUCACGGAGCCCACAGAUGGGACACCAAUCACACCAGGCCAGUCCUUGAAUGUCAUGCUCGAGUUUCCGAACUCGCUCACCGGCAUGACGCACGUCUCCGUCGUGGUAUCUACACGCGAUUGUACCCAGGAAUGCUCGCAACAGGACGCUUCUGAUUCUCUUGGAAAGCCGCUUUAUGUGGGAGACUAUGCCCCCCAGUUCCACGAAAACAACAAGCCACCGUAUCAAAAUUUCACUGUAAAGAUUCCUCAGGGUAUAACCACAGCCAAAACGCAGCUUACCGUUGCUCACUUCAUGCUUGUUGGUGCCUCCGCUUCACCCCUACUUGAGUACAAGAACGUUACUCUGGCAGUUAACUCUGCCCAAGUACGAAGGUCUUUGCUUGGGAGAAUUCUUGUCUGA
Marasmius oreades (fairy-ring Marasmius) is the source of this 465-nucleotide messenger RNA. RefSeq lists its product as uncharacterized. The record is from RefSeq and is a predicted model, not a curated record. The transcript has 5 exons. The coding region runs from base 1 to 465 and encodes 154 amino acids. Lineage: Eukaryota; Fungi; Basidiomycota; Agaricomycetes; Agaricales; Marasmiaceae.